Molecule: messenger RNA, 576 nt
Organism: Harpia harpyja (harpy eagle)
Lineage: Eukaryota; Metazoa; Chordata; Aves; Accipitriformes; Accipitridae
Product: 60S ribosomal protein L7a-like
Source: RefSeq, a predicted model, not a curated record
AUGACCGGGCUAUGUCAGAUUCCAGCACCAGCUCUACUCUUCACAAAUGUUGGAGAUCUCUGCAAUUAUCCAGUUCACUGGGAUUUGAACAGCCAAAAUCGGGUCCUAGCACUGACCCACAAACCCAAAUCACAGAUCAAACAACAGAAGAAGCAGAGGCUCUUGGCUUGUGUUGAGCAGAAAGCUGCAGGAAAAGGAGACACUCCAGCUGAAGAGUCACAGGUCCUCCAAGCAGGUGUGAGCACUGUCAGCUUGGUAGAGGACAGAAAAACUCAACUUGCAGUGAUGGUCCACAACGGAGACCCCACAGAACUGGUGGCCGUUUGGCAUGCUCCAUGAAGCAAAAUGGGAGCUCCAUACAGCACCAUCGUAGGAUAGAGCCAGGUGGGAUGACUAGUCCAUGGGAAGACUUGCACUUGUGUGGCCUUCACCCAAGUAAGCAUGGAAGAGAUGGGACCCCUUGUAAAGUUACUGCCACUUAACUGCAUUGUCAGAUAUGAGGGGCCAAGAUUCAUAGCUCAAAUAGCCAAGCUAAAGAAAACAAAGGCUAGAGAAAUGACCACCAAGUUGGAAUAA